This is a messenger RNA of Onthophagus taurus, 2201 nucleotides long. RefSeq names its product adenylyl cyclase-associated protein 1 (gene capt). Gene Ontology annotation, molecular function: adenylate cyclase binding; actin binding. Gene Ontology annotation, cellular component: cytoplasm. Gene Ontology annotation, biological process: cytoskeleton organization; cell morphogenesis; actin filament organization. Lineage: Eukaryota; Metazoa; Arthropoda; Insecta; Coleoptera; Scarabaeidae. The record is from RefSeq and is a predicted model, not a curated record.
CAGUAUCCCAAUCAAAAUGAUCCGGUAAUCACCACAUAGAAAAGCCAAUUUUAUUAGUAUGUUUAAAAGUUGUUGUGGGUGCAAAAAGAACGAUAACAAAACAGUCUUAACUAAAACCGCCCCAAAAUUAAAACGCACAAACUCUCCCCCAAAACGAGUUUCAAUCAUAUCCGACGUAAAAAUUGAGAUUUCCGACAACGACGACGACGUCUUUUGCGAAGGCGUUGGACCGCCGGUCAAAUUGGCUGAAAAUCUUGGAACGCCAGAUCAAGUCUUAACAUUGCCCAGGUGGUUCUCGUCCGAUGAGAAAGAAUUGGACGGGAUACAAGAACCACCCGCUACUCCCGUUGGAAAAGACGAACUUGCCCUUCGAAGACAUAGACUCUUUUCUGAACUUCUACAAGCCGCUCAACACGCCAACGAACACAGAGUUCGUUUUGAUCCUUUAGGACCAAAAGUUGCCCUUGCAACUUGUGAAUAUCCCGAGCUAGAAUCGCUUAUAUUACGGUUGGAGGACGUCACAGCACGAUUAGAAUCAUUACACGUUACAAAUCAACUUAUACAUAACAAUAUACAAGAUUGUAUCAAGAUGAGUGUGGAAGGUUUCACGAGUAUUUUGCAAGGGCCAUUCGCUCAAUAUUUAGCCGUAUCGAAGCAAAUUGGUGGCGACGUGGCGCUCCAUAGUGAUAUCGUUAACGCGGCCUUCCAAGCGCAGCUGAACUACCUGACGGUGGUCAGCCAAUCGAAACAGCCUUCUAGUCAAAAUGAUCAAAUCGCCUUAUUGAAGCCGACCAGCGAACAAAUCACCUCCAUUCAGGAGUUUAGGGAGAAACACCGCACGUCUACUUAUUUUAAUCAUCUCUCGGCCGUCAGCGAAAGUAUCCCAGCGCUGGGAUGGGUCACUGUUAGUCCAGCUCCGGCUCCUUAUGUUAAGGAAAUGAACGACGCUGGGCAAUUUUAUACCAAUCGAGUAUUAAAGGACUGGAAAGAGAAGGAUAAAAAGCAUGUUGAUUGGGUUAAAUCGUGGGUUCAAACUUUAACCGACUUACAGGCGUUUGUUAAACAAUAUCAUACAACUGGAUUAGUUUGGGCUGGAAAAGGAACCGCAGUACCACCAGUAGGUUCGUGUCCUCCGCCGCCACCACCAGGUUGCCCACCACCGCCACCUUCUUUAGCGGAUCUUCCUUUAUUAGAAGACUCUAACACAGAUCGAUCAGCCCUUUUCGCUCAGAUCAAUCAAGGUGAGAACAUCACAAGGGGUUUGAAAAAGGUAACCGCGGAUAUGCAAACUCAUAAGAAUCCGACGUUGCGACAAGGCCCGGCUCCGUUUAAGACUCCAGUCGGGGCUACCCAUCUUCAAUCGCAAACAAUGGUCGAUAAGCCGCCGAGUUUUACUCGCGAUGGGAAGAAAUGGCUCAUUGAGUAUCAAAAGGGCAAUCAAAACUUGGUGGUAGAAGGUGGCGAAAUGAACAACGUCGUUUACGUGUUCAGAUGCCAAGAUUCGACGAUUAUGGUUAAAGGGAAAUUGAAUUCGAUCGUUAUGGAUUCGUGUAAGAAAACUUCGGUUGUUUUCGACUCCUUGGUGUCUUCCAUGGAGUUUAUUAAUUGCCAAUCUGUUCAAAUGCAGGUUUUGGAUAAAGUACCAACUAUAUCCAUUGAUAAAACUGAUGGUUGCCAAAUGUAUUUAAGUCCACAAUCCUUGGAGGUAGAAAUAAUUAGUUCGAAAUCAUCCGAGAUGAACGUUUUAGUUCCAAAAGGACAAGGAGAUUAUACUGAAUUCGCUGUUCCAGAACAAUAUAAAACGACCGUAGCGCAAUCCGGUAAAGGUCUUAAUACAAUUAUCGUCGAAAAUAAAGGUUAGAAGUAAAGCGAAAAAAAAUCGUACGUCUUCACUCCCCUGUAAUUCUUAUAAUAUCCGAACAAAAAAAAAUGCGCAAAGUUUUUCAAAUUUUAUACCAAAUUACGUGUAAGCAUUGUGACGUUUACCUAGCCGGUAUAAUUUUUUUAGAUAAAUAAAAACUGUACGAACUCUAAAGGAGUUAUUAAUUAUGGCAAUAUCGCGUAUAAUUAAGUCCUCUUAAUUUGUAGCUUUUAUUUUUUUUUAUUAUGCUCUUAUCCGUCGUUUUAUUCUAGUAAAAUAUCGUUUAAUGAAACUACUUAUUGUAUUGAUAUUUAUUUCGAUCAAUAAAUUUUGAUCCUUA